Helobdella robusta is the source of this 867-nucleotide messenger RNA. RefSeq lists its product as hypothetical. The coding region runs from base 1 to 867 and encodes 288 amino acids. Gene Ontology annotation, cellular component: membrane; nuclear envelope; endoplasmic reticulum tubular network. The transcript has 6 exons. Lineage: Eukaryota; Metazoa; Annelida; Clitellata; Rhynchobdellida; Glossiphoniidae. Gene Ontology annotation, biological process: endoplasmic reticulum unfolded protein response. Gene Ontology annotation, molecular function: protein serine/threonine kinase activator activity; kinase binding; NAD+ poly-ADP-ribosyltransferase activity. The record is from RefSeq and is a predicted model, not a curated record.
AUGGGUGAUGAAAUUUCGGACGUUGCGCUCAGGAAACAGAUAAAGAAAGACUUACUGGCUUUUGAUUUUUUAUUUAGCUUAUUUGUCGCAGCUCUCUCCAGUUACAGGCACGAUACAGUUCUCAGACCAUUUCCUCCUCCCUACAUUGUCCGUGAUGUUUUUGUUGAUGAUGGCCUUGGGUCCAAAUUUGAGAAAGAUUUUGAUGGUUUGAAAAAAGAUGUUGCAAAAAUAAAAAAGAUGAAAUCAUACUUGAACAGAGAAGGACAACUUGAUGUAAAAAUAUUGAAGUUACUUUCCUGGAUUUUCAAUUCAAAGAAAUUUAUCAUCAAAUCUUGCGAUAUGCAAGUGUUCUCAGAAAUUCGAGAGAAAGCAUGCUACACGUUUGAGACAUCACCUCCCACAUACAUAUUCUCCGUCGAACAUUCAGCUCUUAGUAAUGAAAGAUUUGAGACAUUGCGCAAUAAUAGAAACGUUUUCUAUGGUUACCAUGGAAGCAAGCUGGAAAAUUUUCACUCCAUUCUCCAUUUUGGUUUAAAAGCAAAUCUGAAUAAAAAUUCUUUGUUUGGUAAUGGCUCCUAUCUAUCCAGUGAGUUGUCAGUAAGUCUGGACUAUUCACCAUAUGGGCAUGGUUGGCCAAGCAGCUGCAUGGGAUCCAGAUUGAGUUGUGUAGCAGUGUGUGAGAUUAUUGAUGAUCCAUCUGUCAAGUGCAAAACUCAAACAGAAGAUAAGAGCCGUUCACACAUAGACGGCAGUAUAGGCGGGGAGAUACCGGAGAAGUACUACAUUGUUACUGAUGAUGAGUUCGUUAGGGUUAAGUACCUACUGGUCUAUGCCUCGAGAGAUAAGUACUUGAAGUUAGUAAACUGA